UUUUGUAGCAAUGGGGAGCAAAGCAAAAGCAAUGGGGUCUAGGCUGACUCCUCUUUUUACCACCGUUUUAGUGGUAUUUGUUGCUCUUGGCUUGCCUUCAGAAACUGCAGCUGAUUACGACAAGUAUUCACCUCCUCCUCCUCCUUAUCAUUAUUACUCACCACCACCUCUUGUGCAUUCACCUCCACCAUCACCAGUUUAUAAAUCACCCCCACCACCUUAUCACUACUCCUCACCACCACCUCCAGUGUAUUCAUCUCCACCAUCACUACCAUCACCUGUUUACAAGUCACCUCCACCACCUUCGCCAUUAUACAAGUCCCUACCACCACCUUAUCGAUAUUCCUCACCACCACCUCCAGUGCAUUCACCUCCACCACCUCCUCCAGUUUACAAGUCCCCGCCACCACCUUACCAUUAUUCGUCACCACCACCUCCAGUGCAUUCACCUCCACCACCACCGAUUUACAAGUCACCUCCACCACCUCCUCCAGUUUACAAGUCUCCACCACCACCUUAUCAUUAUUUCUCACCACCACCUCCGGUGCAUUCACCCCCACCACCACCAGUUUACAAGUCUCCACCACCACCUUACCAUUAUUCUUCACCACCACCUCCUGUGCAAGCACCUCCACCACCAAUUUACAAGUCAUCUCCACCACCUCCUCCAGUUUACAAGUCUCCAUCACCACCUUACCAUUAUUCCUCACCACCACCUCCAGUGCAUUCACCCCCACCACCACCAGUUUACAAGUCUCCGCCACCAUCUUACCAUUAUUCCUCACCACCACCUCCUGUGCAUGCACCUCCACCACCAAUUUACAAGUCACCUCCACCACCUCCUCCAGUUUACAAGUCUCCACCACCACCUUACCAUUAUUCCUCACCACCACCUCCAGUGCAUUCACCCCCACCACCACCAAUUUACAAGUCUCCGCCACCACCUUACCAUUAUUCCUCACCACCACCUCCGGUGCAUUCACCUCCACCACCACCGGUUUACAAGUCACCUCCACCGGUUUACAAGUCACCUCCACCAUCUCCUCCAGUUUACAAGUCCCCGCCACCACCUUACCAUUAUUCCUCACCACCACCUCCAGUGCAUUCACCCCUACCACCACCAGUUUACAAGUCUCCGCCACCACCUUACCAUUAUUCCUCACCACCACCUCCAACGCAUUCACUCCCACCACCAGUUUACAAGUCACCGCCACCACCUCCUCCUGUUUAUAAGUCCCCUCCACCACCUCAUCAUUAUUCCUCACCACCACCUCCAGUGCAUUCACCCCCACCAGCGCCAAUUUAUAAGUCUCCCCCACCGCCUCCCCCAGUAUAUAAGUCACCACCACCACCUCCUCCAGUGUACAAGUCUCCGCCACCUCCAGUCUACAAGUAUAAGUCACCACCACCUCCUUCCCCAAUUUACAAGUCACCACCACCACCUCCUCCAGUAUACAAAUCACCUCCACCACCUCCUCCAGUUUACAAAUCUCCACCACCACCAAUUUAUAAAUACAAGUCUCCUCCACUACCUCCUCCAGUGUACAAGUCAUCACCACCACCUGCUUACAAGUCUCCACCUCCUCCAGUUUACAGUUCCCCACCACCACCAAUCUACAAGUCUCCACCUCCACCCUACCAUUACUACUACAAUUCUCCUCCUCCUCCUCGUCACUACUAAGCAAUUGUAUCCAAGUUUUUGAGGAAAAGGGAAAGAGAAUCUGUGUUUGAGAGCUUCAUGAAGAUGUUGAAGAAUAAGAAUAAAAGCCCAAUGCGAGGAUGUUUUCAAGUUUUUCUAUGUUUCCACUUUAAUUUGUAAAUUGAAUUUUGCGACUCAAUUAAUUCCCUGUUUGUGGGGUACGUAUUGUUUUACGUACCAUGCCGUACAUGUUUGUAAGGAUUUCUAUCCUAUUGGCAAAAGUC
Messenger RNA from Coffea arabica (coffee), 1923 nucleotides. RefSeq lists its product as uncharacterized. The record is from RefSeq and is a predicted model, not a curated record. Gene Ontology annotation, biological process: plant-type cell wall organization. Gene Ontology annotation, molecular function: structural constituent of cell wall. NCBI's taxonomy places the organism in Eukaryota, Viridiplantae, Streptophyta, Magnoliopsida, Gentianales, Rubiaceae.